Molecule: messenger RNA, 1804 nt
Organism: Moneuplotes crassus
Lineage: Eukaryota; Ciliophora; Spirotrichea; Euplotida; Euplotidae
Source: the annotation of a GenBank genome assembly
AUGGAGGCUAAUAAUUCGGACCUUGUAUCUAUGUCUAUUAGGGAGCUUAUACAGAAAGUUAACCAGAAUUCUGCAAAUACGACUGAAGGGCCAGCAGAAGCUGUUACAGAGGAACAAAAAGAUGAAGAGCAAAUUCUAAAGGAAAUCAUAGCAAGGAAGCCAGUCUUCACUGACUAUAUCGAGAGACUUGUAGAUUCAUAUGAUAAAGGUAAUGACCAAGAGAAAUCCAAGGAGCUGAUCCUCAACUGCAUUGAGGCCAAUGACUGCAAUCUUGGACUCUGGAUGGUCUACCUCAACUGGACUCUUAGUAAUGAAUACAUUGCUAAUAGUGAUGAGGAGAAAACAAGAGAAGUCUUUGAAGAAGCUAGGUCUAAAAUCGGCAAGCAUCCUCAAGCUUGGAAGUUUUGGAAAUAAAUAUGCCGAGUUUGAAACAAUGUGUCAUAAUAAGAACUCAACAAAUCUAAUUUACUACUGCGCACUCCUAGCUAAGGUUGAGAGCAUUGACCAGCUUAAGGAAGAAUAUUUAAAGUUCCUCGAUGCCAACUUCGAUUCAUUAAAAGAUUCAAUUACCAGUGAAAACCCACCUGAAUUUAAAGAGGAGAAGCCAACUCUAUUGAACUAUUUCCUUGAGGCUUCUAAUGACAAGGAGAAUUUCAUUAAAAUAAUGACAGAUCUGUUGGAUAAGGCUAAGGAAGGAAAUGCUACUAGAUCUGCAUACGAACAGGCAUUCACUUGCACCAGUUAUUCAGUAGAAAACAUAUCAGAUGACAGUCUCAAGAAAGAGAAAGAAACCUGGAAAAGCUAUAUUGAGAAAGAAAAAGCAGAAAGGAAUUACCAAGGGGUCCAGAUGUUGUACAAAAGGAUGCUUGUUCCCUUCUAUGAUGAUUUUUCAGUCUGGAAGGAUUAUAUUGACUACCUCUCCAACACUAUGGGUCAAGUUGAGAAGUGCAGAACUAUGUACAAGAAGCUAAGAUCUAGCCCCAUUGUUGAAGACAAGGAUGUUAUUCUUGAAAUUUAUCUCUCAAAUGCUCGUUUUGAAGAAGAUCAGGGACAAAUCAAGCUCGCAAGGAAAAUUCAUAAAACAAUUUGCAACUCCUUAUGCCCUAAUCUGAUCAAAGGAAUUACUGAGUACAUCAGGUUUGAGCAAAGAGUUCAGGGCCCUAAGAAGAAUAUACUGGAGUUUUUAGAAGACUCUUUGGAAAGAGCGAUCAAGAAGGAGGAUGAAUUCGCCACUAUUUUCCUAACUGUAAACACUUGUCGUUUUCAUUUCUCCAAUGAUCAAGAUUUGGAUUUGGUUUUUGACAUAUUUUCAGAUUCAGUCAAGUCUUUUAGACAUUCUAAACGACUUUAUCUAAACCUUAUUAAACUUUUAGAAUCCAUAAAUUCCACAGAAAACAAACUAUAUAGCAGAAGUUUUGAAAUUAUUGAGAAAGCAACUCUUGACGCUAAGUCAGAGUUUGACGAACUAACUAAGAAGGAAAUUGCUGUUGCCUAUCAUUCCUGGUUAAGAAGAAAUUGCCAGCAGAGCACAUAUAUAGAACUGGUUGAGGAUAGAUUCUAUAAAGCCAAACUUAUUAAAAGCGAGGAAGGGCAGGUUACUCAAUUCCCCCCUCAAGAAGUUCCUUCAGGAGUGAAUUCAGGACAAGCUGCUCCGAUUGCUUUAGCUCCAGCUCCUCCUCCACCACCUGCACCUCUUCCAGCUCCUGCUCCUCCAAUUGAUGCCUCCCACGCUGGUGAUAAGAGAACUGCAGAGAAUCAUACUUCACAAGAGAGUGAUUAUAAGAGACAGAAGCUUGAAGAAUAA